AUGGCAUUGUUCACUCCUAUAUUAGGCGUUUUAUAUUUUAACGUGAGACAACAACAGCCACAACUAAACCUGGCUCAGCCUAUACCACAGCAGCAACAACAACUAGCUCAGCCGACCCCACAACAGCUACAACAACAAGACCGGCUGCCACCACCCCAGUAUCAACAAGGGCUUCUUCAGUACCCUUAUCAGCCUCAGCCGCGAUAUGCUGAAAAAUUUCAGCAACAACCACAACAGUAUUUCUACCAGCCCUCAACCUCGCAUGAACAAUUCUUGCCUCCGCGUCAGUACCAGUCCAACCAGUACCGGUAUUAUCAACCACCUCAGCAACAACAACACAUAGCUCAGCAGAUUCAACAACAGCCGCAACAAAACUUGGCUCAGCCUCAGCAGCAGCAACAACAACACAUAGCUCAGCCGAUCAUACAUCAACAGCCACAAGUCGACCUGGCUCAGCCAACCCAACAGUAG
Molecule: messenger RNA, 471 nt
Organism: Trichogramma pretiosum
Lineage: Eukaryota; Metazoa; Arthropoda; Insecta; Hymenoptera; Trichogrammatidae
Product: regulator of nonsense transcripts 1-like
Exons: 3
Coding region: 1-471 (156 amino acids)
Source: RefSeq, a predicted model, not a curated record